This is a messenger RNA of Schistocerca serialis cubense, 1715 nucleotides long. It is a transcript of the gene P58IPK, whose product is annotated as dnaJ homolog subfamily C member 3. Gene Ontology annotation, biological process: protein folding in endoplasmic reticulum. The transcript has 11 exons. The record is from RefSeq and is a predicted model, not a curated record. Lineage: Eukaryota; Metazoa; Arthropoda; Insecta; Orthoptera; Acrididae. The coding region runs from base 136 to 1605 and encodes 489 amino acids. Gene Ontology annotation, cellular component: endoplasmic reticulum. Gene Ontology annotation, molecular function: protein-folding chaperone binding; misfolded protein binding.
CGCUACCUCCGCCAAUGGGCAAAGACCACGAUUGUCAUGGAACCGUCCUGAGCUUACGUUUGUAAGAAUGGCAAAUACGUGAAGAGGCGGUGGCGUGUAUCCUGAGCGUCAAGCGAUUGCUUGAGGAUUGAAGGAAUGGAAGCUCUACAACCGUCUUCGAUCAAAAUCUGGCCUGCAUGGUUAUCUGUUUUGGUGCUAAGUUCUAUGUACAAAGACUGUGAUGGCACAACACAGGCUGAAAUAAACAAGCAUUUGGAGAUGGGGAGAGACUUCCUGGGACGUGGACAGCUACAGGAUGCCUUAUCGCAUUACCAUGCAGCUGUAGAGGGAGAUCCAGCCAACUAUCUGACUUACUUCAAACGAGCUACUGUCUACUUAGCACUUGGGAAGUCAAAAUUUGCCCUUAUGGAUCUGGAUAGGGUACUUGAACUGAAGCCAGAUUUUACAGCUGCCCGUUUGCAGCGAGGUAAUGUCCACUUGAAACAAGCCCAGCUGCAAGAAGCUUUAAGAGAUUAUACAGAUGUGCUCCAGGAGAAUCCAUUUAAUGAAGAAGCCCUUCUUGGACAGAGUAGAGUGGAACCUGCAAUGUAUGACAUACAGUUAGCAGAGAGAUAUGUUGAAAUUGGUGAAUGUAGUGCUGCGAUUGAAACCAUCACUAAAGUAAUAGAGGUUUGCCCAUGGGCAUCCCAUUUGCGAGAGUUGCGAGCCGACUGCCAUGUUGCACUUGGUGACACAAUGUCUGCUAUUUCAGAUAUCAGAUCAACAACAAAAUUGGAGUCUGACAACAUAGUUGGUUUCCUCAAAUUGUCUCGUCUUCUGUACCAGCUUGGACAAGCCCAGGAAUCUUUGAAGGAGAUCAGAGAAUGUCUCAGGUUAGACCCUGAACAUAAAGAGUGCUUCCCUUUCUACAAAAAAGUAAAGAAAGUGGACAAAUUUCUUCAGGAUAUGGAAACAGCAGCAAAUAACAAAGAUUAUACAAAAUGCGUUGAACAAGCUAAAAAGGUGCUGAAAGAGGAGCCCACCAUUCAGAUGAUUUCUUUUCUUGCAAAACAGAAAUUGUGCCAUUGUUACUUGAAAUCAGAUCAAUUGUCCCUGAGUAUUCAGAGUUGUAGAGAGGCUCUAGAACUUCAGAAAGACCCAUAUGUACUUUGUGACCGUGCUGAAGCCUACAUCAGCAGCGAAAUGUAUGAUGAUGCUAUUCAUGAUUACCAGGAUGCUCUUGAAAUGGAUGAAAACUUGCAACGUGCUAAGGAGGGCCUACAGAGAGCAAGAAAACUCCAGAAGCAAGCGGAAAAAAGAGAUUACUAUAAAAUCCUUGGUGUGAAGAGGACAGCAAGCAAGCAAGAAAUUAUAAAGGCUUACCGAAAAAUGGCACAGAAGUGGCAUCCAGAUAAUUUCCAAGGGGAUGAGAAGAAAAUAGCAGAAAAGAAAUUCAUUGACAUUGCAGCUGCUAAAGAAGUAUUGACAGAUCCAGAUAAGCGUAGCAAAUUUGAUAUGGGCGAAGAUCCAUUAGACCCAGAGGCUCCAAAUCAACAUGGAUUUAAUCCAUUUCAGCACCACCAUUUCCACGGCAGUCCAUUUCAGUUCAAGUUCCACUUCAACUGAAUGAUGCGAGGCUGGUCCUACACACACAGUUGGAGAAAAACAAAUCCACAACACACUGCUUGAAAUGUGGUGUAUUAUUUCAACCAACAGCUGCUGCAUGUGUGUGUGUG